Messenger RNA from Ceratitis capitata (Mediterranean fruit fly), 2669 nucleotides. RefSeq names its product zinc finger protein 2 homolog. NCBI's taxonomy places the organism in Eukaryota, Metazoa, Arthropoda, Insecta, Diptera, Tephritidae. Gene Ontology annotation, cellular component: nucleus. The coding region runs from base 338 to 2017 and encodes 559 amino acids. Gene Ontology annotation, molecular function: zinc ion binding; DNA-binding transcription factor activity, RNA polymerase II-specific; RNA polymerase II transcription regulatory region sequence-specific DNA binding. Gene Ontology annotation, biological process: regulation of transcription by RNA polymerase II. The record is from RefSeq and is a predicted model, not a curated record. The transcript is spliced from 3 exons.
AGCAAAAAUUUCAAUGCUUUUAAUGACUUUGGAGAUUGUUUCACACUUCGAACUAAUUUCCUCUAUUAGGAACCAAUGGAAAGUGUGACGAAAGCAAAGCAAAGCUGAUUUCCAAAAUUUCAGUGAAUUUUUAGCAGUGAAAAACUUUACUUAUUAAGGCGCAACCUUAGAACUUCACAUACUUUGCCUUAUAUGAGCACGAGCAAGGCGAGUUCGCUUGAAUUCGCCUUGACAAUUGCUUAGGAAGUUGACAUUCGUCAUAUAAAUAAAGCUUAGUUUUUUCCCACUUAGCUUCAUAUGUAAAUACAAAAUCUCCUAAUCUUUAUUACAUUUUACAAUGAAUACGGAACCGGAUAACGAAGCUGUAGAUAAUAAUAUGGUAGAAGUGUGCUGUCGAGUUUGUCUUCAGCUUGAAGAUUUAAUGGUUCAUAUUUACGACGACGGUGUCAUCGAGGAUCUUCAAUCGGAUUUAAUCACUUUGCUAGAGCAAUGUGGAGGCAUAGAAGUGCAACGAUCAGAUAAUUUACCCAAAUUUCUGUGCAAAGAAUGUGCGACUGAACUCCUUGUAGCCGCAAAGUUUAGAGAGAAAUGCAAAAGAGCGCAACGAAUAUUGUCAUUGACUACUUGGAAAAUAUCAUCUAAUGAGGUGGAACCACAGGUUAUAGAGUCAGACAGUGUAAAAGGCAAAGAUGUUCUCUCUUGUGAGCUCGAAGCUGCAAAUGAAAUAAUAUUAUUAAAUAUGGAUAAACAUAGUUUAGAAUUAGAUCCAGAAGAAUUUGUAAACAACAGUUGUGAAGAAAAUGAUGAAAACCAAUAUUCCUCGAGCCAUCAUAUUGAAAAUCCCAUCGAUACCGAGAGUGUAAAAACAACUAGUUCGAACUGCGAAAAUAUUCAUAUUUCCAACGGAAGUAGUCAAGACUUUCAAACAAUGGAACUUUUCGAUAUUGUUGUAGAAGAAGAUAAUUAUUCGACAACAGCACAAUCAACGUGUGAGCAAGAAGUAAGCCAAGUUUGUGUCUUACAAGAUAUGGUGGAAAAAAAUUUCACUUGCGAUUCCUGUGGAGCAGUUUUCCUACAAGCUACUAAUCUUCAAAGACAUUUGGAAAAAUCACACUUAAUUCUACAACCAUACUGUUGUACUUAUUGUAACCAUACAUUUGCUUUGCAGGAAACAUAUUUAAGUCAUAGCAUUGAUUGUAAAAAAUCGAGUAAUAAGAGUUCUUCACCCAUGCCAAGUCCAGCUAAAAAUAAAUUUGAAAAAUCAUCUGCAACAACAAUAAACAGGGAAUGUGAUUACUGUGGUAAGCAAAUGCAAUCAAACUACGCUCUUAAAAUGCACUUGCGCACACAUACCGGCGAACGGCCUUACAAAUGCAUCCACUGUCCUAAGGCAUUUAAAACUCAGUCAGCUUGCUCUAUGCAUGUGAAACGACAUUCUGAGAAGCCCGAAUACUCUUGCUCUUUAUGCAAUAAGACAUUUUAUGAGUCUAGCAACCUAACCGCACACAUGCGAACGCAUACGGGGGAAAAACCACAUUCUUGUACUUUUUGUCAAAAACGUUUCUCACGAGUCUUUCUUUUACAACUGCAUAUGAGAACGCACACAGGUGAAAAGCCAUAUCAAUGCCAGACUUGCAAUCGAAGCUUUGCCCAGUUAUGUGAUCUCAAGAAUCACGAACGUAUUCAUACUGGCGAAAGGAGAUUUAAAUGUUCCAUUUGCGGAAGGACAUUUAUAAAGAAAUAUUCACUUAAAUCACAUAUGACUAGACAUGCUGUACUACAGUCCGAACUGGUGUCUAUACCAGAGGAACAAAAUAUUGAAAGCAUACAGUUAGAGAAGAAGGAAGUUCAAGAUGUUAAGUAUAUGCUUGAAAGUAGUAUAAUAGAUGGGGAUAGUUAUUUCUUAUCCAAAGACCCAGAAAAUCAACUAGUUAACAUGCCAUAUGAAGAAGUUCCCGGUCUAAGUGAGUCCAAUUCAGCCCUCAUGUGGAGCGAUUUUAUAGUUGAGGAAAUUUAAAGAACUAUCUAUAUACAUAUGUACAUAUAAAAUAAAAUGUAUAAAUACAGAAAAUAUGUUUAUAAAAAUUAUAUACUGCUUUCGUGAUUAUAAUAUAAAAUCGAAACCAUUCAAAGCUCUAGAUUUAAAAGCUUUAGAAGAUAAUUAUCUUUUACUAUCAAUACCGCCUGACUAUUUUAAAUAAAUGAAUGGAUACCAUUUCCUUUAAAGAGAACCAGCAACAUAAGUUUAUUGUUGAGAACUUGCGAUAAAACUUUUAUACAUUAAUAUAUGCAAUAUGAUACAGGGAUUAUUCCAUCAAUAGAAUUAAUCUUAAUACGCAACCAAAUGUAUAAAACAAUUAUUGGCAUUUAUUUAUAGAUUAAUAAUAAAUAAUUUACAUAAAGGAAACACACACUUAUGGGUUAUAUAAUAUCGUAUAGUUCGUGCCGCAAGUGGAUUCAAAAAGAAUUUCAAUGUAAAUAAAAUUGAUGUUAUUUGAUGCUGAGGUUUAUGUACAAGUUGUUAACAUAACACAAUUGAAAUUCGUUUGAAUCGGACUUGACUAGCCGAAGUAUCUAAUCUUAAUUAAAUUAUUGUAUAAUAACAUAACACAACAAUACUACACUGCAACAAAGUCCCAAGAAAUUGUGUUGUGUGACACCGUCAAAAA